UAGCUUCUUCAAACAUCUUGCUAUCAUAUUCGUCCGAGAAACCUGAAUCAAAACCAUGACUGAGAAUAACAGGAUUAUCAUCUUUAUUGGGCUUUUUCUUACUUUGAUAUCAACUCGAACUGUCGAUGCCUCCGUUGUUUCAACAGGUGACUUCAACAAAGAUUUCUUUGUCACAUGGUCUCCUGGCCAUGUAAACACUUCAGCUGAUGGCAAGACAAUGAGUUUGAAGCUUGACCAAGAAUCCGGUGCUGGUUUUGCUUCAAACCAGAUGUUUUUAUUUGGACAAAUUGACAUGCAGAUUAAACUAGUACCAGGCCAUUCAGCAGGCACAGUUGUGGCCUAUUAUUUAACAUCUGAUCAACCUAACCGUGACGAGGUAGACUAUGAGUUCCUUGGCAAUGUUGAAGGCAAACCAUAUAUCCUUCAAACAAACAUUUUCGCUGACGGGUUGGAUGACCGCGAAGAGAGGAUCAAUCUGUGGUUUGAUCCAACAAAGGACUUCCAUACCUAUUCCAUAUUAUGGAACCUUCACCAAAUUGUAUUUAUGGUGGAUUGGGUUCCAAUUAGACUAUACAGAAACCAUGCAGACAAGGGUGUAGCAUUUCCAAGGUGGCAGCCAAUGAGCAUCAAAGCCAGCCUAUGGAACGGCGACAGCUGGGCAACAGGAGGCGGGCGCGACAAAAUCGAUUGGUCGAAAGGCCCCUUCAUAGCUUCAUUCAGAAACCACACGAUUGAUGCCUGUGUUUGGAAGGGAAAUCCCAGGUUUUGUAGGGCAGAUAGCCCUACAAACUGGUGGAACGAGGAGAGGUUUAGUACCCUAUCAAAUGCACAGAGAAGGUUGUUUAAAUGGGUUAGGAAGUACCACAUGAUUUAUGACUAUUGCGAAGAUAAGGAGAGGUUCCAAGGCAACCUUCCAAAGGAGUGUUCUCUACCUAAAUACUGAUAUAAAAAAAAAAAAAAAAAAAUUACCAAAAAUAUUAAUUUCUCUUUCAUUAUUUGUUUUCCUGUAUUUUUUUUCUCUGUGUUUAUCUUGUAGCUGAUUUAUUUGUAAGAUAGAAAUUACACAGAGGUUUGUUUUGGAUGAGACUUGGAAGUAAAGUAACUUUUCUUUUGGA
Molecule: messenger RNA, 1115 nt
Organism: Pyrus x bretschneideri (Chinese white pear)
Lineage: Eukaryota; Viridiplantae; Streptophyta; Magnoliopsida; Rosales; Rosaceae
Product: probable xyloglucan endotransglucosylase/hydrolase protein 10
Exons: 4
Coding region: 56-943 (295 amino acids)
Biological process (GO): cell wall biogenesis; xyloglucan metabolic process
Cellular component (GO): apoplast; cell wall
Molecular function (GO): xyloglucan:xyloglucosyl transferase activity; hydrolase activity, hydrolyzing O-glycosyl compounds
Source: RefSeq, a predicted model, not a curated record